AUACUUACCUCAUGCGUUAUAGCGAAAUGUAGUAAGGCGACAUUAGCACUACUAAAAUGAUAGAAAGCCAGAUUUAAAAUAUCGGUUGCUUGAUUAAUCUUUAGUAACCACAAUAAUUGUUCUAUUUAUUUAUUCAUUCAAUUUUUAUUGAAUUUGCUACCUAUUUUGCCAAUAGUGUAAUAUCUAAUUUUAAGUCAUCCACGUAUCUCUCCGGUUACAUAUGUACUCAUCUUAGGAACAACCACCAUGACAAAAUCAUUGGGAAACUUGAAAAGAACUCUCACCUCUUAUAAAGAAUUACCAGAAUAUAUACACGGGACAAAUUAUGGUGAAGUCUUGUUGACCAAAGAGCCUCAAUGGCUUCAAUGGGAACAAUAUUUGAAAGAUACCGAAUCACCAAGUGUUGAUUAUACAGCUAAGAAUGCGAAUCCUUUACCUCAAGCAUGGAGCACGAGAGAAAAAUCUGAUUUUAUAGAGGUAAUGCAAAGCAAUUUGGAGGCUUCAUUCUUUGGCCCGGACAGUGGAAGCGACCAUGAUGCAGCUUUAACAAGAUCCGACUGUCCUGUACCAAAUAACUGUUCCGUCUAUUACUUUGAAAUCCAAGUACUGUCUUGUGGUAAAGAGGGUAGAAUAUGUGUGGGGUUCUGUAAAAAGAAUACACAGACAGGACGUUUACCAGGAACUACUCCGGAGAGCUGGGGCUAUCAUGGACAUAAUGGUGAAAUCUACCAUGGGUCGAAAACUGGAGAACGAUAUGGACCACAGUUUCAAACUGGUGAUGUAGUGGGAUGCGGACUCAAUCUCAUCAAUAAAACAAUAUUUUUUACAAAAAAUGGAGCAUAUUUAGGAGUAGCAUUUACGAACGUGAACGACUCCUUGUAUCCGACGGUAGGACUAAAAAGCCAAGGUGAGCACAUCAGGGCAAACUUUGGUCAGACUUCAUUUCUUUAUGAAAUUGAUCACGCAGUUCAAGAAGAAAAGGAAUUAUUACUAAGUAAAUCUUUGAAUAUCGCUUCAGCUGAUGAACAAAAUGAACGGAAAAGUUUACUAAAAGACCUCGUCUCGUCAUUUCUUAUCAACCAAGGUUAUGUUGAAACGGCACAGGAGUUCUGUCCCGAAAAGGUGAAACGAUCCGAUGUAGAAAUUCGGAAGAAGAUUAACCAAUUGUUGUGUAAUGGAGAUUUGGCCUCUGCUGUACAAGAAAUUACCGUACAGUAUCCUCGAGCAAUUCAAGAUUGCCAGGAUCUGUCUCUUUCUCUUAGAUUUUUGCAGUUUAUUCAAUUAAUGCGAAAUAUGCAACAGGUUCGCUCAUGCUCAGCUUCUUUUUCUGGUGUUAUCUCGGAGCAAGAAGAGAUGAAAAUUUUAGAACCGGUUAUGAAUUAUUCCCAACAAUUUUUUAAUGAUUAUGAAAAAGCAGAAAGUCAAGAUUUAAAGACAAUGAUCAAAUUAAGCAUGGGGCUUCUUGCUUACUACGAUCCAUCUUCUAGUCCCUUAUCCUUCUUCUUAGAGAAUGAGUUUCAGAAGUAUAUAGCUAGCCGUAUCAACGGACUACUUCUAAAAUUUAGCGGUUCUCCUCCUGAAAGCAAAUUACAACAAUUUUUACAGCAUACGAUUGCCUUUAAUGAUUUGUUAUGUCAACAAAAGUCCUUACAAAAUACUCUUAUUAAUGUUCAGAAAGACUUCAUUUUACCAUGAGAGAGCUCGAAAUUACUGUUUAUGAUAUUAUAAGUUUACUGAUAAUAAUGCUUUUUCUCAAAAAUUGAAUUGAUAUUUUAACUGACAAGUGUUUACUCCCCAUUUUGAUAGUAGUAUAAGUAUUCGUCAUCAAUUUUCACAUAGCAAAACAAAAUAAUAAUGAAUACUGUACCUGGU
Messenger RNA from Schizosaccharomyces octosporus yFS286, 1872 nucleotides. Its product is annotated as ran GTPase binding protein. Lineage: Eukaryota; Fungi; Ascomycota; Schizosaccharomycetes; Schizosaccharomycetales; Schizosaccharomycetaceae. The record is from RefSeq and is a predicted model, not a curated record. The coding region runs from base 247 to 1695 and encodes 482 amino acids. Gene Ontology annotation, biological process: cytoskeleton organization; cell surface receptor signaling pathway. The transcript is spliced from 4 exons. Gene Ontology annotation, cellular component: cytoplasm. Gene Ontology annotation, molecular function: protein binding.